Messenger RNA from Tarenaya hassleriana, 3036 nucleotides. RefSeq names its product protein STRUBBELIG-RECEPTOR FAMILY 3. Gene Ontology annotation, molecular function: ATP binding; protein kinase activity; protein binding. The record is from RefSeq and is a predicted model, not a curated record. The transcript has 17 exons. The coding region runs from base 328 to 2649 and encodes 773 amino acids. NCBI's taxonomy places the organism in Eukaryota, Viridiplantae, Streptophyta, Magnoliopsida, Brassicales, Cleomaceae. Gene Ontology annotation, biological process: protein phosphorylation.
AUUCCCAUUGUUUCAUCACCGAAAUUCAUUGAACCUUAGCUCGUACGUUGCGUCUUAAUCUCACCCACACAAAAAAGUUUCUUUCUUUGUUUUUCGUUCUCUGGCCUUUGCAAUUAAAGCUAAAGACUUUCUACUUUUCGUUAGUUCGUCAGCCAUUAAGACCGUUGAUGACGCUUCUUCUAUCUUUCCAGUGAGAUUUCAAGUAUUUUCUUCUGAAGAUUUUACAUUUCUUGUCUUUUCUUUUUUCUGGAUUUGAAGUGGUCGUGUUCGAUUAAUGUUGGUUUGGAAGGUUAAAAUAAGCCGCUUUGUUCAUCGUUGUCGCGACCAAUGGAUAAGAAGAGAUCUAUUACACAGUAUGAGGGUCCUAAGAUCUGUUGUCUUCUCCUGCUGAUCUGGGCGCCGUCAAUCUCCUUGGCUUUGACUAACCCUGAUGAUGUUUCUGCCAUCAAUGGCUUGUACAUUGCACUUGGUUCACCACUCAUACCCGGGUGGAUUGCUUCUGGGGGAGAUCCGUGUGGUGAAGGCUGGCAAGGCGUUUCCUGCAACGGUUCAGAGAUAAUUAGCAUAGUUAUAAACGCUGCUAACUUGGGCGGGGAGCUCGGUGAUAACUUGGGGAAGUUCACCUCUAUCAAGUCAAUAGAUUUAAGCAACAAUCAGAUUGGUGGAAGCAUACCUUCUAGUCUGCCUACUUCCAUGCAACAUUUUUUUCUUUCAGCUAAUAAGUUCACUGGAAGUAUUCCAGAAUCUCUUGGAUCUUUGGUUCUUCUUUCUGACAUGUCUCUGAACGAAAACCUUCUUUCUGGAGAGUUACCAGAUGUGUUUCAAAACCUUGUCGGGCUGAUCAACCUAGAUUUAUCAAAUAACAAUCUAAGUGGACCGUUGCCUCCAUCCAUGGAAAAUCUAUCAACUCUUACUACCUUACAUGUGCAGGACAAUCAGCUUUCUGGGACUCUUGAUGUUCUUCAAGACCUUCACUUGCAGAACUUGAACAUAGAGAAUAACCUCUUCUCUGGACCCAUACCAGAAAAAUUGCUCAACAUCCCGAAUUUCCGAAAUGCAGGGAACCCGUUUAAUUCCUCUACUACAUCGUCACCACCGUCCAAAUCUCCAACACGACCGUUUUCUGGAGGGCCGACGUCCCCUGCAACACCUUCCAGCGAAACUCACGGGAAAGCUGCUGAUGGACCUUCUGCUUCACAAGGAUCAUCAAACUCUGGGUCAAAGUCAAAUUCUUCACGUACUAGACGGAUAGUCUUGAUAUCCUUUGCCGGGGUCCUAUCGUUCAUAAUUCUCGUAUUGGCGAUUCUGCUGUUGCUGCCAAAAUGUGCCAGACAAAGAAGAGAUGCGAGCAAACUCUUUAGGCGGCAUCAAGUAGGUGCCUAUAGAGGGAAUAGAGAGAAUGCUGCAGAAAACGGGUCUUCGGCCCUGCCACCUAACCAACCCGACAAAGCUCAGAGAGAAGCAUUCACGAAAGCUGGGGAGGAGCCAAAGCUCUUACACGAGCAAGAGAGAAAUGUGCAAAGACCAGCGCCAAUUUUAAGACAGGAGAGUGAGAUUGAUUAUUCCAUAAUGAUGCAUCCUCCCCCUCCACCACCACCUCCUCCUCCUCCACCACCUCCACCUCCACCGCCUAUUCUGGCUGAGAAGAUCACCGUUAUGCCGGUUGCGUCACCUGAAGUACCCUCUAAGAAGCCUUCUCCGAAAACACGAUUGCCCCUAACUUCUGUGAAGCAGUAUUCUAUUGCAUCUCUUCAACAAUAUACCGACAGCUUCUCUCAGGAGAAUCUUAUUGGCUCUGGCAUGCUCGGGAGUGUUUAUAGGGCAAGACUUCCCGAUGGAAAGCUACUCGCUGUCAAGAAGCUGGACAAGAGGGCUGCUGAGCAACAAGAGGAUUAUGAAUUUAUCGAACUAGUGAACAAUCUUGAUAGGAUUCGACAUGCCAAUAUUGUUGAACUUGUGGGUUACUGUGCUGAACAUGGGCAAAGGCUUCUAAUCUACGAAUACUGCAAUAAUGGUACCCUCCAAGAUGCGUUACACUCGGAGGACGAGUUUAAGAAGAAUCUUUCUUGGAGCACCCGUGUUAAGAUGGCACUUGGGGCGGCUAGGGCUCUUGAGUACUUGCACGAGGUGUGUGACCCGCCUAUCAUGCACAGAAACUUCAAGUCGGCUAAUGUUCUACUUGACGAUGAUCUGAGUGUAAGCGUCUCAGAUUGUGGUUUGGCCGCGUUAAUAUCAUCAGGCUCUGUAAGUCAGUUGUCAGGACAGAUUCUAGCUGCUUACGGAUAUGGAGCUCCAGAAUUUGAGACAGGAAUCUAUACAUGGCAGAGUGAUGUGUACAGUUUCGGGGUCGUGAUGCUGGAACUCUUGACUGGCCGAAAGUCCUAUGACAAGGAUCGGAACAGAGGAGAGCAAUUCUUGGUUAGGUGGGCAAUCCCUCAGCUUCACGAUAUCGAUGCAUUGACCAGAAUGGUUGACCCGUCCAUUAACGGAAAAUACCCCGCAAAGUCCUUGUCGCACUUCGUUGAUAUAAUCUCCCGGUGUGUUCAGUCUGAACCAGAAUUCAGACCGCUGAUGUCUGAAGUAGUGCAAGAUCUUAUGGACAUGAUACGGAGAGAGCGUCAUGGGUCAGGCGGGGCAAGCGGGGACUAGUGAUUUGUACAGAAAUUUUCCUUCAGAGGCGUCGGUCUUUCUGAACCGUGUAGACAGAGGAGUUCGAGUUCUCAGAAACAACAGAACAGAAGCUCUUCUGUCUGGUGAGAAUCAUAAGCCUGGCUGAUUCCACGGCUUUAACGUUUUUCGGUUUCUGGUGAAUUGGCUGUGGAAAAGAAUCAUGCGCUUGCUUAGCUUCGCAGAUUCAGUUCUUGGGGAAGAUUUUCACCGGCGAUCGUGGCUUUAUGUGAAGUUGUAUACUUCCUCUGUUGUAGGAUGUCAUUAAUUUUUGUGUGGUGUGUAAUGUUGUGUUAUCGUGGAUUGUUGUAAUAGGUUGGAAUGGAACCUUCCGAAUGAAAGGGAGGCAUUUAAACUCCAUUAAUAGCA